AUGUUACUCAGUUCAAACGUGCGAUGCGAUAGUCGUGAUCGUGAUCGUAAUUCACCACUCUGCUUCCAUUGUGAUCGUGAUCGUGAUCGUGAGCAAAAAGAUUUACAUAUGGAAAAUAGAGAUGAUAUUUUCUUUACAUCAGUUUAUCACAAACCAUCAUAUGAACCAUAUUAUUUGCCAUUUCAUAGUAUUCAUCCGUUACAUAUGAAACAGAACAUACCAUUUACUAUGUUCCUUCGUAGAACAAGGUAUUGUUCAACUUUUCAAAGUUUUAUACAAGAACGUGAUCAUUUACGAAUGGCAUUACUUCUCAAUGAAUAUCCGAUAAAAUUUAUCGAUCAACGAUUCAAUCGUGUCUUUGAAAAAUUCAAUAUUAUUCAACCACUAACAUCAAUUAAUUAUUCAAGAUUUAUCAAACUGACCAGUCAAACAACAGUCAUUCAAAAAACGAAAAAGUACUAUCGUCCUUUACGCUGUCUUUGA
Messenger RNA from Didymodactylos carnosus, 483 nucleotides. The record is from the annotation of a GenBank genome assembly. NCBI's taxonomy places the organism in Eukaryota, Metazoa, Rotifera, Eurotatoria, Philodinida, Philodinidae.